CACCACAGUCUCACGACCAUGUAGUGAGGCUGGGUCCAUGUUCCGUGCUGGACCCAAGGCCUCAAGGAGAUGUAAUAACCAGGGAGAGUGGGAGGAGGCAGAUCUGACCUCAUGUACCAUAGCUGAAAUAGAAGACCCGUUUGUACUUGUUUGGUUUGUGAUUGAUGCUGACACCCAUGCAGGCGAUCAAAACCAAGAUUUUAUUGAGAGUAUGAAGUCAGUUCUGAAAUUGAAUGGAGUGGCUUUCACACAAGUGAAUCUCAGCUCAGUGUACAUAGCCAGUGUAGCUCUCACAUUCCAAGUGGAUCUAGUGGAGGAAAACCAGAGCAGUAGUAUCUCUCAGUUGAACUCUUUUGUGAGCAGCUCAAACUUCUCUCAUUUCAGCAGCUACUCUGUCCUAGGAAAUGGG
Messenger RNA from Geodia barretti, 409 nucleotides. Lineage: Eukaryota; Metazoa; Porifera; Demospongiae; Tetractinellida; Geodiidae. The record is from the annotation of a GenBank genome assembly.